AUGAAUGGUAGUGUGGAAAUUGGGUCUAGCUCACGGGCACGCAGUCCUGCUACUGGAGUGGGGUCGCAGCCGGAGCAAUCUGUGCAACAAGAUCCGGUGGAGGAGGCUUCUCGGCGACAGCAACAGCAGGAGACGGAAGAUACUCAGGAUUCAACCGAGGAGACGGUGAGAAGCAGGCUACAGCGACAUUUGGAUUUGGUAGCAAGACAUUUCAACAUCCUUGAUAGACUAUUCAAACGAAAUAGGACGACCGUGCCGUUUUCAGAGUCGCAUGUAUUACAGUUUGGGGCACACGCAGAUGGUGUGUUCAGUAAUCUUACGGCAAAACCAGAAAGUGGGAGUAGCCGAGAAGCCACAGAAGGCGACAAGCCUCCUACAUAUGACGAAGCAGCAGCAGAUAUGGCGCCUCCUUAUUAUGGUAUUGAUGAUGAUGGUGUGGGAAUGUAUUAUAACGAGAUUUGCAUCGAUGGAUUACCUGUAGGGAACAUUGUUAAUUUUCUCUGGAACCUGAUAAUCAGUGUGAGUUUCCAGUUUGUUGGGUUCUUAUUGACUUAUAUAUUGCAUACCUCGCAUGCAGCCAAACAAGGUUCCCGCUUUGGGCUCGGUUUGACCUUUAUGGGGUAUGGUUAUAGCAUGAUUCCAAACGAUGUCACAGGAAAGGUUGGUAAGGGCAAUGAGCUGACGAGAUUCCAGAUAGAAGAUCCUAACAACUUUGCUGAUAUAACCCCCGAGUCUCUGCAACAGGAACCCGAAGACCAGUUUGAAUCACAUCUAUCCCAUGGUUUAAUGGAGAAACGAAGUUCUCUAUCUCCUCUGGCUGUGAUUUUGAUUGUGUUUGGGUUUGCUAUUUUAAUUAAGAGUAUUUAUGACUACGUUUUGGUUAAGAAAAUGGAAAGACAGUUUUUGGUCCAAAGUGAGACUCAAACUGUUUAA
This is a messenger RNA of Eremothecium cymbalariae DBVPG#7215, 933 nucleotides long. RefSeq names its product Bsd2p (gene BSD2). The record is from RefSeq and is a predicted model, not a curated record. Gene Ontology annotation, cellular component: perinuclear region of cytoplasm; Golgi apparatus; endoplasmic reticulum. The coding region runs from base 1 to 933 and encodes 310 amino acids. Gene Ontology annotation, biological process: vacuolar transport; ubiquitin-dependent protein catabolic process; metal ion transport. Lineage: Eukaryota; Fungi; Ascomycota; Saccharomycetes; Saccharomycetales; Saccharomycetaceae. The transcript has a single exon.